AUGGCUUAUAACUCGAAAGUAGAGGCGUACUUCAAGGAAAAAGAAGAAAAAAAGAUCGACUCGACUGAUUUCGCAAAGCUCGACACGGACGGCGACGGGCUCAUCACUAAGGAGGAGGCCCAGAAGGACUCACAGCUCGCGCAAGAGUUCGACAGCCUAGACAAGGACAAGGACGGCCGCCUCAACAUCGAGGAGAUAAGGCAACACUUCCGCACCCGGCGGCAGAAGAGGUUGCAGGCACAGCAAUCGUUGGGGGACGAGCCCGACGAUGGCCCCACGCCCCUCUUCCCUGAUGCGGGCGCAGGCGGGAGGCAGUGGGCGUAUGCCAUCAUCGCUUUGCCGAUCAACCUGUUCCUAAGGAUCAUACCCGACGUCCGCACGAAGAACGAGAAAGGCGAGCCCGGCUGCCAGAAGAGCUUGUACCCGAUCACGUUCAUCCUCUCCAUCUGCGCGGUCGCCCUGUUCAGUUGGCUGAUGGUGGAGUGCUCGGAGGUCGUCGCCGACUGGACGGGGGGCGACCCGCGCGUCUUGGCGAUCACCAUUCUCGCCGGCGGCACCUCGGUGCCGGACCUGCUGACGUCCGUGAUCGUGACGGUGCAGGGGCACGGCGACAUGGCGAUCUCGUCGUCGAUCGGCUCCAACAUUUUCGACGUGACGGUGGGGGCACCCGUGCCGUGGCUGCUCUACUCUUGGUACCACGGCGGCGCGCCCGUGAGUGUCAAUAGCGAGCCAGGCACCAUGGCCGUCUGGAUAGGCUCCCUCGUCUGCAUGCUGGUGGCCGUGAUACUGAGCAUCAAGUGCAACGGGUGGGUGUUGAACAAGGCGCUCGGCUUCAUCAUGUUGGUGCUCUACUGCGUGUUCUUGGCCGUAGCCUGCUACAUGGUUGUGCAGGAGUAG
Messenger RNA from Prorocentrum cordatum, 897 nucleotides. The record is from the annotation of a GenBank genome assembly. Lineage: Eukaryota; Dinophyceae; Prorocentrales; Prorocentraceae.